Puccinia graminis f. sp. tritici CRL 75-36-700-3 is the source of this 792-nucleotide messenger RNA. RefSeq lists its product as uncharacterized. The record is from RefSeq and is a predicted model, not a curated record. The transcript is spliced from 5 exons. NCBI's taxonomy places the organism in Eukaryota, Fungi, Basidiomycota, Pucciniomycetes, Pucciniales, Pucciniaceae. Bases 1 to 792 code for a protein of 263 amino acids.
AUGGUGACCACCCGUUCUAAAGCUCAGACCCCCAGCUGUCCACCUCAGGUCAGCGAUGUCUCCCCGGUCCUUCGCUCGGGUUUUCAGACCCUCUGCUCAGCCUCCUCGGCCUCUCCCGCCGAACUUCAUGCCAACAAAUACAUGAUUUCAGGCCCGGUGCGUCCCUUCACCCCGGUAAACUCUCCCGCGACUAAGGUUCCCGUGCCGAUCCAUCCAUCGACUGUGGCCCUGGAAUCAAGUCGCGCCCAGGAACAUGUCGAUCCACAUUUGGUUCAAGAGGGCAUCAACUUCUAUCCCCUCCAAAGCCUUUGGUCCCCGGCUUUUACCCCCUCGGCUGGAAAUCUUCCACCCGGACUCCGAAGUCCCAACUUCAUUGACUCCGGCUCGACUGACGGGCCUUCGGCCACUGAAUCCUCAAGCUCCUCCAUAUCUGACGGCUUCAGCUCUGGAUCCGAGUCUGAAUCCAGCGCCCCGGCUUCGGCACCUCCAUCAAUCCCAAACUCCUCGGCGUUCCCAUCUCCAUCCUCUUCGGAUCUCUGCUCGGUUCCGCCCUCGGAGAUAUUCUACGCCAAUCGACCAAGACCACAACCUGUCGCCACUGGGUCUGGUAACUCCUACGAUGACCCAAUGGUCAUCGACGACAAUGCCGCCGCCGAUUCUGAUCCAGAAUCGCUUCCCUUCGGCCCGACCACCAAGUGGGGCUCCACGCAACAGGCUCGUCCUCCAACCAAUCCCGUCAAUCCUGACCCUUCGGCUCGAGAAAUGAUGGAAUUCGAUUACAAUACCAUUUGA